Molecule: messenger RNA, 914 nt
Organism: Zootermopsis nevadensis
Lineage: Eukaryota; Metazoa; Arthropoda; Insecta; Blattodea; Termopsidae
Source: RefSeq, a predicted model, not a curated record
AAUCGAACCCGAGACCCCAGGAUUACAAGAUUCAGCUUUACGGAUUUAAUGCAGAACUGUACCACAACAUGUCGGAAGCAGAGGACAAGUCUCAAGGCAUCGUGGGUAUUUCUCUCAUGGUCCAGAUCGGGGACACGCCCAAUCCGGAACUCCGAAUCAUCACCAGCACAUUCAAUAAAAUCAUUUACAAAGCGGACAGUGCACCAAUUCGCCAUCUAUCGCUACACAGCCUCCUGCCAGAGACUCACCAAUACAUGACGUACGAGGGCUCCACCACACACCCGGGAUGCUGGGAAACUACGGUCUGGAUCAUCCUUAACAGGCCCAUCUACAUCACCAAGCAAGAGUUGUACGCGCUUCGUAAAUUAAUGCAGGGCCCCAUGAACGAGCCGAAAGCUCCUCUGGGCAACAACGCAAGACCGUUUCAGCCUUUGAACCAUCGCACCGUCCGGACAAACAUAGACUUCAAAAAAGGAGAGGGUAAAAACUGCCCGAGUAUGUACAAGGAAAUGUAUUAUAAAGCCAACAUGUGGAAUGACGAGCGGGACCCGUCUUACCAGGUGUAACCACCAACGCAUCCACCGGACGACUCAGGGAAGCCAAACAGCGGUGCAAAGCAAUACAGGACAAGGCAUCUUCUGGCCCAGAUAUUUCUCGACACCAAACUUUCAUCUAAGGAACGACCGCGGAGGGUACCCGGAAAAGUGAACUGCGAGUGACAGUGUUAGAUAAGACGACCCAGAACAAAACUGUGAAUGCACUUUUUAUAAUGUUACUGAAAUAAAAUAAUGUUGUGUGGUACAGAACAAGUGUUUCUCUGCAGAUAACAUGAGUGCUAUAUAAGACUUGAGGUUCUCACAGCGGUGAGUAUGAAGAUUUCUGUCUUCUGGGUUGUUGCGCUGUGUAGUCUGGUC